GUGCUCAAGCUCAGAGAGGUGUCACCGAAACACUCAGCAAGGCAAGAAGUGUCAACCACACCCAAGUCACAGAAAAUAUGUAAAGAAACCAGCAGAAAUAACAAGAGGAAAAAGAAGGAAACUGGAGAGAAUAAAGGCUCCAGUGACAAUCUUAAGAAAAGCAAAGCAACUUGAGGUGUCAUCAGAGGAACAAGAGGUUUCUGUCCAAAAGAUGUUGAGUUAUGUCAACCAGAUGCCACAUCAAGAAAAUUUCCAACCUCCACCUCUUCCUUUUGUGUCAUUUGGAUUGGAUGGAAUGAAUGAACAUGAGAGUCUUGCCUCCAGUAAUUCACUUGGCCCUGACAGUAUCACUCAAGACCAUACUUACUUAUCCAGUGAAAAAGAUGUCGCCCUGUGGAAGACAUUGACAGCUUCUCCUAACAACUGUAAUAUUUUUGUGGGAGGCCUGCACUAUGGGGUUGUAUCAGAAGUUCUGCACACUGCUUUUAAAGCAUUCUGUUUGAAAGAGGAAGAUGAAAAGAAGAUGAAGGUAGAGCUCCGUUUUGGGCAAAAAAGUUCCUGUUAUAAAAACAUUUUUGAUGUGACUGCGUUUGUUGCCAACAGCAUGCAGGAAUUUGAAAUUUAUGGCCAUUGUAUGCAGUUGGGUUGGGGCCAAGAAAAGAGGGAUGGAGUCUUGUCAAAUACUAAAGAUUCCCUAGGAACCAAACCAGGCCUAAAACAGUGUGAAAAGGUGUCUUUGCAUAGGACAACCACAAAAACAAAAGGGAACAUUGUUUCUGAUAGAGUGUUUUCAGAAAAGGAGGACCUUGUACCAAAGACAUUAUUGAAGAGAUGCACUUCAAGAUGGGACCAAGAAACACCAAGAAAAAUUCAGAAAAUUGAGAAAUUAGUUCGGAAUCCUCUUCCACUGUACUCCUUUCACUUUGACACAGAAUGCAAUUCAUUAUCAGGGGAUCAAUUUAAGACUGACAAUGGUUUGGACAAAAACAAAAUUGAAUUAGCACAAAUGGAGACCAGAAUUGCAGCUCUGUGCAAAGAAUCAGUGAUCAGCCAUGGCAUAAAUAUAGAUGCCUUUGAGGGUGGAAAUGAAGCUGUUUCAAGUGAAUGUUCAUACCAAAUUAAUUUGGAAGUAAAUAACAAAACAUCUUCAAUUCUGCCUGAAAUAGGACAAGAUCCAACUUAUGCAAAAACUCGUCUGGAAAACAAUAAAGAAAUUGAAGAUACAGGGAAGCAUUUGUCUGGAGAGUUUGAGGUUACCUGUGAG
Molecule: messenger RNA, 1264 nt
Organism: Pocillopora damicornis (cauliflower coral)
Lineage: Eukaryota; Metazoa; Cnidaria; Anthozoa; Scleractinia; Pocilloporidae
Cellular component (GO): nucleus
Molecular function (GO): mRNA binding
Source: RefSeq, a predicted model, not a curated record